CAGGGCUAGAAAAUUUGUAGCGGUAUUUUAGUCCGUGGUUGAGUGGUUUACUUUUGCUGACUUGGUUGGGUCAUUUUCAUUCUACUGAAUAUUCUCGUGCGCUUGUCUUACUAGUUGGGCUUGUCUUGGGGCUUAUAUUAUGUUGCACUAUCUUGAAAACCUGAUGAGUAAUUUACUCGGAAAUUCAUGUUCAUCAAAAUUGUCUAGUUCUGCCUUUUAAUAUUCUACUGCUUAUUCACAGGAUCUUUAAUAGUUCAUUAUCGUCACCGUUAUAAAGGGUCCCAACUACUUUCACUGGUUCAAUGCAAAACACAUGAAUUCUACAUCCCCAAGAGAAUUCCUUGGAAACCCAGAAUUCUUUUGGGAUUUGUGUUUCUGGGUUGGAGUUAUUUUUUAGUAGCUUUUUUGAUAGAUUGCCUCAUGGGACGCCAUUACCUCACAUUAUUCUUUGUGGUAGUUUUACCAUUAUUUCUUCUUUUUGGAACUUGUUAUUCUCGGAUUAACCAAGAUCAAGAAAGAGAUAGGAUUAAAACUUUACCUGGGCAGCCUGCAAAUGUAGAUUUCGAUCAGUAUUCAGGUUAUGUUACUGUAAAUAAGAAAGCAGGGAGGGCUCUGUUUUACUGGUUCAUCGAGUCGCCAGCAAGCAGAGCACCUGAGUCGAGGCCGCUACUUCUGUGGCUGAAUGGAGGGCCAGGCUGUUCCUCUGUAGCUUAUGGAGCUGCCGAAGAGAUUGGUCCUUUUCGCGUUAAGCCUGAUGGAAAGACUCUUUUUUCCAACCCUUAUUCUUGGAACAAAUUGGCGAAUUUGCUUUUUGUUGAAUCACCAGCUGGUGUCGGAUUUUCAUAUUCAAACACAUCAUCCGAUUUGUACACCGCAGGUGACCAGAGAACAGCCGAAGAUGCAUAUACCUUUCUAGUUCAGUGGUUUGAAAGGUUUCCUCAAUACAAGCAUAGGGAAUUUUACAUUGCUGGAGAAAGUUAUGCAGGACAUUAUGUUCCACAGCUGUCUCAGAUUAUCUAUGAAAGAAACAAAGGAAUUGAGAAUCCAGUUAUUAAUUUCAAGGGCUUCAUGGUGGGCAAUGCUGUUACUGAUGACUACCAUGAUUACAUUGGAACAUUUGAGUACUGGUGGACGCACGGUUUAAUUUCGGAUUCCACAUACAAGGUUCUUCGUGAAACGUGUGAUACGGGAUCUUCUACACAUCCGUCAGAUGACUGUGUUAAGUCUCUUCUUCUGGCUGAAAAGGAGCAGGGGAACAUUGACCCUUAUAGCAUAUAUACUCCUCCUUGCAAUGCAAGUUCAUCCCUGCGACGGAGAUUUAGGGUUCACUUUCCCUGGAUGCCCAGAGCAUACGACCCGUGCACGGAAAGGCAUUCCACAGUUUACUUCAAUCUCCCAGAAGUUCAAGAGGCAUUCCACGCCAACACAAGUGGGAUCCCUUACCCAUGGAAAACAUGCAGUGAUACGGUUGGUAUCUACUGGGCAGAUGCUCCUCUAUCGGUGCUUCCAAUUUAUCAAGAACUAAUGGCAGCUGGUCUCAAGAUAUGGGUAUUCAGUGGGGAUACUGAUUCAAUAGUUCCGAUAACUGCAACUCGAUACUCAAUCGAUGCUCUGAAGCUUCCAACUAUUACUAAUUGGUAUCCGUGGUAUGACAACAAAAGGGUUGGUGGAUGGAGUCAAGUGUACAAAGGGUUGAUCUUUGUCACAGUGACUGGAGCAGGACAUGAGGUGCCACUUCAUCGCCCUCGGCUAGCUUAUAUUCUUUUCAGAUCAUUCUUGGAAAACGAGCCGAUGCCCAGCUCUUGACUGGUUGGCUACUUCGCUACACAAGGCACAGAUGAGAGCUUGUUGAAAUCUUGAUGUAUUAGGCAUAGAGAAAGGCAAAGGAAUGAGAGAGAAUUUCUUGAAACUCUCUAUUCUUGCCUUCAGUCCAGAAGAGAGUAAUUCUUUUGCUCAUCAUAUUCUGGAGGAAAUUCAAAAAUUCAUACAAAUAAACAUUAAUUAUGUGUUCCCCAUUUUUAAGUCAUAUGUUGUAUAGAUGAAAUGAAAGAAAUACUCUUAUCAUGUACUGCAAGAUGAACAAUUAGUGCUCUCAACUGUAAACAGUUUUCUCUUGAUUUCAAUAUUUACUACUCUGUUUCAUGUGUA
Coffea eugenioides is the source of this 2148-nucleotide messenger RNA. Its product is annotated as serine carboxypeptidase-like 27. The transcript is spliced from 9 exons. Gene Ontology annotation, biological process: proteolysis. The record is from RefSeq and is a predicted model, not a curated record. The coding region runs from base 421 to 1806 and encodes 461 amino acids. Gene Ontology annotation, cellular component: vacuole. Lineage: Eukaryota; Viridiplantae; Streptophyta; Magnoliopsida; Gentianales; Rubiaceae. Gene Ontology annotation, molecular function: serine-type carboxypeptidase activity.